Molecule: messenger RNA, 1321 nt
Organism: Solenopsis invicta (red fire ant)
Lineage: Eukaryota; Metazoa; Arthropoda; Insecta; Hymenoptera; Formicidae
Product: multiple inositol polyphosphate phosphatase 1
Exons: 8
Coding region: 1-1230 (409 amino acids)
Molecular function (GO): acid phosphatase activity; inositol phosphate phosphatase activity
Source: RefSeq, a predicted model, not a curated record
AUGUCCAGGACUUCUAGUGUUUGUCGUUCCUACAACAAAUAUUAUCCCUACACUGGCACCAUAACACCGUAUUAUAACGUUUAUACCUCUAGCGAAGAACCUAUAACUCUAACGAGCAUACCUGCGUACGCAAAUCAUUCAGACACUUGGCAGACCUGUCCCGAGUUUGUCCGCGGAAAUGGAUUGCAUUUGUCAAGAGGGGGUGAAAUAGACAUGGCGACGCUUGGCGAAAGAAUCAGAGCGAAAUUGACGAGGCUUUUCGAUAGGAAUGGGGUGAACAAUUUCGAGUUUAGAUCAACGGCAUCGAAACGAGGUGUCGGCAGCAUGAUAGCCUUUGUAAAGGGAGUUUUUAACGUUAGCCUCUCAGAAUGGUUGCCUAACGAAGCUAUGCUGUUUAGCGCGCUGAACAUGACAGAACACAACACUCGUUCACUAAUUUCCUAUGAAAAUACGUGGGUGCACAUGGAAAUAGGGCCGGGUAUCAAUGACACUUUGUUGAAGCCUUACGACACUUGCGCGCCUUGGAAGGAAGAAACUAACAGGGAAAUGGAGGCGUUUGUUAACGGUCCGGAAAUGACGAAAGUUUUCGACGACGUUGCUCGCCGUAUGAAAAUCCCGAGAAUCUAUAAGACAGAGAAAGUGUCUCUAUUAUACGACAUAUGCCGCUUCGAAAGAACCGUGUGCCCAAUCAAACCGUCGCCCUGGUGCGACAUGUUCACCGAGGACGAGAUGAAGGCCUUGGAGUACGAGGAAGAUCUCCAGUUUUACUAUGACGCCGGCCCGGGGGACACACUCAACAGCCAACUUGGAUGUCACCUUAUCCGGGACAUGUUCGAACGUUUCACGAAACUGGAGAUGAAUCAAACCCAAUCUCGACAUAUCGCCAAGCAAAACGGCGUGUUCUACUUCGCUCAUUCGCAUAUGAUAACGAUGUUCCUCAGCGCGUUGGGAAUCGGCAAGGACUCCGUGCCGCUUACGGCCACGAAUUUCCGAGACAUGAGUAAUAGAAGUUGGAGGAUUUCUAGAUUGGUGCCGUUUAACGCGAAUAUCGCGGCAGUUUUCCACAGGUGCAACACGAGCGAGGCUCCCUUCCGCGUCACCUUCUACUUAAACGAAUAUCCCUUGACUCUUGAAGGCUGCAAAAACGGAGUCUGCGACUGGGCGCAGCUGAAGAAGAAGUUCGAUACUAUUGCGGCUAAUUGCACCCCAAACAUUUGUCGAAAAAAUUAACGUGAUAUUAUCUUUUUCAUCACUUUGUGCAAGACAUCUUUUACUGCUUUGCAGCAAGAUUGGGACAUAAUCGACAUGUUAUGGGCCUACA